This is a messenger RNA of Anolis sagrei ordinatus, 4350 nucleotides long. It is a transcript of the gene LBR, whose product is annotated as lamin B receptor. Gene Ontology annotation, molecular function: Delta14-sterol reductase activity. The record is from RefSeq and is a predicted model, not a curated record. NCBI's taxonomy places the organism in Eukaryota, Metazoa, Chordata, Lepidosauria, Squamata, Anolidae. Gene Ontology annotation, biological process: cholesterol biosynthetic process. Gene Ontology annotation, cellular component: nuclear inner membrane.
UGGGGGCGUGGCUCCUCUCGCGCCCGUAACCGUCGCUGGAGGCGGUUGGCUCUCGCGCCCGUUCAAACCUUCGGCGUCUUUUUCGUCCGGCGGAGGAGUCGUCCGUGGCUCGGGUUUGGUCCAGGCUCAAACGCGGCAAGUCAGCGGGCCCGGCGGGCAGGAUUGUUUGAAAAAUGCCCCGGAGAAAGUUUGCUGAUGAAGAAGUAGUAAUGGGCCGCUGGCCUGGAAGUGUUCUGUACUAUGAAGUUCAGGUAACCAGCUAUGAUGAUCGUAACCAUCUUUAUACCGUGAAAUACAAGGAUGGAACUGAACUUCAGUUGAAGGAAAGUGAUAUGAAGGCAGUGUCAUCUUUUCGCCUUAGAAAAAGCAGCUCUUCCUCAGGUUCUCCAUCACGACGCAGUGGUAGCAGAUCUAGAUCAGGUUCUAGAUCUCGAUCACCUGGUCGACCAGCAAAACACAAAAAACGUUCUUCCUCUCAAAGCAGAGAAUCAAAAAAUGAAAAAAAUAUGGUUGAGGAGCCGAAUUUUACUCCUUUGAAACCUCAUGAAAACAAUACCAACCAGUAUAAUGGGGAGCCGGAGAUAAAAGAAGUGAAUUUCCCUUCUCCUCGCAGCAUUUUAGAGCGCCAAAGAAUUGAUUCUGAGCAAGCCAGAGAGCGCAUUCUGGAACGAUACAGUUUAUAUCCAAGAAAGGAGGAAAAGAAAACAAAAGAAAAGUAUUCUGAAGAGAGAAUUUUUGAGUCACCAAAACCCAUUGGGAAAGUAUGCCCAAAGACAAAAGAACUAGAAUUUGGAGGAAAGAUUGGUGCCUUCUUCAUUAUACUUCUUCAGCCUGCAACAGUGCUUUAUUUGUUGGUGUUGUGCUCACAGAAAGAUCCCAGUGUUCUAAAUUUACCUCCUUCCCUCCCAGCUUUUGAAAGUCUGUGGGAGGCAAGAGUGUUUGGUGUCUGUUUGCUUUGGUUCUUUCUCCAGGCCUUGUUUUACUUACUGCCUAUAGGAAAGGUUGUAGAAGGAACACCCCUUUUGGAUGGAAGUAGAUUGCUGUACAGGAUAAAUGGAUUCUACGUGUUUAUCCUAACAGCUGCAGCAAUAGGAAUAGCUCUCUAUUUUGAAAUAGAAUUUUAUUACAUAUAUGACCAUUUCCUUCAGUUUGCUGUCUGUGCCACAGUCUUCUCUUUGGUAUUCAGCAUUUAUCUCUAUGUCCGUUCCCGGAAUGCAUCUGGGAAGGAAUUGUCAUCAGGGGGAAAUUCUGGGAAUAUAAUUUAUGAUUUUGUAAUGGGACGCGAGUUAAAUCCCCGCAUUGGAAAUUUUGACUUGAAAUAUUUCUGUGAACUACGACCAGGCCUAAUGGGAUGGGCUGUUAUUAACUUUGCAAUGCUCUUGACUGAGAUGAGAGUACACCGUCUGGAUAUGCCCUCUUUGUCAAUGAUCCUAGUGAAUAGCUUCCAGCUCCUCUAUGUGGUCGAUGCUCUUUGGAAUGAGGAAGCUAUUUUGACAACUAUGGACAUCAUCCAUGAUGGAUUUGGCUUUAUGCUAGCAUUUGGAGAUUUGGCGUGGGUUCCCUUUCUCUACAGCCUACAAGCUUUCUAUUUAGUGAAUCACCCCAAUGAGAUAUCUUGGCCUACGGCGUCAGGAAUUAUAGCUCUGAAUUUUCUUGGAUAUUACAUUUUCCGAAGUUCAAAUUCACAAAAAAACUCAUUCCGAAGAAACCCAAAGGAUCCAAGACUUAACCAUUUGAAUAUUAUUCCCACUGCAACUGGAAAAAACCUCUUGGUUUCUGGCUGGUGGGGCUUCGUGCGUCAUCCUAACUAUUUAGGGGAUAUUAUCAUGGCCUUGGCUUGGUCCCUACCAUGUGGAGUCAAUCACAUUUUACCAUACUUCUAUGUCAUAUAUUUUACUGGUCUGCUUAUUCACCGUGAAGCCCGUGAUGAACGUCAGUGUAAGAAAAAAUACGGCUUGGCUUGGGAGAAAUACUGUCAUCGUGUUCCGUAUCGCAUAUUCCCUUAUAUCUACUGAUCCCUCUUAACCUGGUGGAUAAUAAAUAUGCAGUUCCUGCAGUUCAAAUUUUGUUUUUGCCAUAAACAACAUACCUCAUACCAUUGCACUUGGCACAUAAGUUAAUUCUGCUGCAUUUUCUUAAAGAUGAGUUCAGGUAUCUUUACCAAUAAUCUUAAGAGAUGCAAUCUUUUCUGUGUUUUUAUUGACUUGCCCAUUUGAAGCAGCAACUAAUUCUGGUUGUUUAGUGUGUUAAAAAAAGAAAAAAGAUCAGGUGCUUUGUGAAUUGGUUGUCCUGUAGAUGACUUAAAAAUGUGAAUGAAAGGGCAAUUGUAAAUUUAAAACUCAGACCUUGCCUAAUCUGUAAUUUUAUUUUUUAUAGAAGCAACAUAUAUAAUAAAUUAACCCUGUAAGUUCCAGCAGAGCGAAUUUGAUUAAAGCCCAGCCCCUUAGUUGGAGUGGUGCUUACUCAGGUCUGUCAAGCACAAGUUCCCUCUGACUGUUUGCACUGGUGGCAUUAGUAGGAGAAAGUAGGAUUUCCAGGGCAACCAGCACAUAGGUGUCUUUUUAUAUCCCUAUUCUAUAUAAUAGGGAAACAUAAUCCCCAAUUUAAAUUUAGAAGGGCCAUUACAUGCCUGUUGGGAGUUGUUAGUGGAAAAAAUCCAUGCCCUAUGCAUUCUGCUAUAAUCACUAGCUGAGUUUGUGAUGUAAAUGGGCUUUUAAAAAUGUUCUUUUCAACUCACUCUUUGUGUCUCGGGCCUCAAAUGCAAGUGGCAAAAAACAAAAGUGCUUCAUCAAGUUAUUAGUUAAUAGUGCAAGGUGUGGCUUAUUGUACAAAGAGUGAAAAAAAUAUAGGUGCAGCUGCUUUUUCCAGUUAGGAUUAUAAACCAAUGCUUUGUACCAUAGCUUUCCUUUAUAUUAUGACAUUGAAAUAUUUUGAUGUACAGAUUGGAAGAUGCAGUAGUUUUUUAGGACUAGAUGAUUUUUAAUUUUUUACUAAACCAUUUCCAGUAUUUUUGAAACGUUUUGUAAAGUAUUGCUACGAAAUAAUUUUUUCAACAAUUGAACUGCUCUUUUAAAUAUUGUAAUGACAAAUGCAUUAUGAACAUAGGAAAUUUAUUGAAAGUUGUGUGAACUGGCAUUGCUACCUCUGUAGGUUAUUUUGCCUUUUUUGAUACUGUUGGAGAUAAAAAAAAUGUUGAUAUCUCACAUUACUAUUUAAAUCGGUUUUCUAACGUGAAUUAGUGAUUAAAGUGUGCCACUUCUCUACUAAUAUAUUUUUGUAUAUUUAAUUAUCCUAGCCUCUUACUAAAGCUAUGGAUUGUUUUUACUCCUUAAUAGCUUUAACAUCUGAAUAUUAUUGAAAUAUUUUUACCAAAUUGGCUAUGAUUGAAAGUGGAACAAUUGUCAUUUAAUAUAUGAAGUUAGAAAGACAGAUGUAUUGAAAUGAUUUCUUCAUAGGACGAAUUCAUAGGACGAAUUCACACACUUUCUUCAUAGGACGAAUUCACACACUUUUUGUAGUCAAUGAAAGACUUCCCAUUUGAUGACAAUGUGAAAGUAGCAGUUUUUAAUUUGAGUAGUGAUAUUUUGCAUUAAUGUAUUUGUAGCAUACAUCUUAAUAACUUUUGGGGUUUUUUGUUUUAGUUUUAAAGUAUGUGUAAGGGUAUGCAGGCACUGUGACAGGAUGUUAUGGGUGGUGUCCUUUUCUUGUCUAACCUGGAGAUUGGCUUGGUUUGAAGAACAGGGCUCCCUUUUUAUGCAUUUGAGUUGGGGAGAAGCAGGAUUCGUAUGUUCUGUGGUGAUGAUCUUUGCUGUGUCCUAUAUUUUUAUAUGAGCCAUUUUAGUUACUACUGUACAAAGUUAUUUUUGUACAAAAUUGUAUUAGUUUGCAUAUGUGGCAUAACAGUUCAAGACAUUAUCAUGACAACUUUCUUCAAACUGCAUUAUGCCUUCCUGUAACCUCUGUUUGUCUUGGAUUACAAAUUGUAUCAUCCUGAUCAUAUGCAGUGCUGCCUGUAACUGAAGGAAGUUGUAACCUAAAACAUUUUGGGGACGCCAGGUUUUAAACCUUCUGUGCAGCAGUUCAAAUUAUUUCUGUAAAUAGUUAUACGAAGACUGCCUUGCAAUAUAACCAUUUUAGACAUAUUACUGUUUUUCAUGUGUUUCUGGAGGAAAAACCCAUCUAAAGGAAACCUGGGUUCUUUUCUGUUUUUACAUAAGCAUGUUUCUCCAGGAGUGUAGUUCCUGACUAAUAUAAACUGCAGUUUGUCAUAUUUCUUAUUUUUUAUACAUUUACAAUGUAUAUUCUUUAGAUUGAAUGAAAUAUAUUGUAUAAUUAAAAAUUGUCCAAUAA